Drechmeria coniospora is the source of this 2733-nucleotide messenger RNA. Its product is annotated as small nucleolar ribonucleoprotein complex subunit. Gene Ontology annotation, cellular component: 90S preribosome; small-subunit processome; nucleolus. Gene Ontology annotation, molecular function: U3 snoRNA binding; protein binding. Bases 1 to 2733 code for a protein of 910 amino acids. Gene Ontology annotation, biological process: endonucleolytic cleavage in 5'-ETS of tricistronic rRNA transcript (SSU-rRNA, 5.8S rRNA, LSU-rRNA); endonucleolytic cleavage to generate mature 5'-end of SSU-rRNA from (SSU-rRNA, 5.8S rRNA, LSU-rRNA). NCBI's taxonomy places the organism in Eukaryota, Fungi, Ascomycota, Sordariomycetes, Hypocreales, Ophiocordycipitaceae. The transcript is spliced from 3 exons. The record is from RefSeq and is a predicted model, not a curated record.
AUGGCUACGAAGCAACCCUCGAAGACGACAUUCGAUGUCGACCGGGUCAUACAGCCUAUAUUCACCGGCGGAUCCGUCUCCAUUGACAGCGGUGCUCAAAUCCUGGCCUCGACGCUUGGCGAGGAAGCGGUGUUGACGGAUCCUUCUAACGGACGACAUCUUGCUCGGAUUGAGGGUGAUGGAGAAUCUAUAUCAACCUUGACCUUGACACCUUCCGGCUCCCACCUUAUUGUCUGCUCUCGAUCCCUAGCAUUGAGAAUUUUUUCCUUGAAGCGCUCUUCCGAUGACAGUUCCAUCGAGGCUUCCCUCAUCCGUACUCUAAAGCCGCACUCAACGCCGGUUGUGGUCCUUGCCGUCGACCGAACCGGUACACUGCUCGCGACAGGUGGAACGGACGGCGUGAUCAAGGUGUGGGAUAUUGUCGGAGGCUACGUUACUCAUACCUUUCGCGGACCAUCCGUCUUGGUCUCAGCCUUGCAUUUCUUUGAGGUUGCCGCUAGAGCAGAGGUGACGAAGUCUCGGAAAGGGAAGAAAGGUUCUCGGUCUCAUGACGACGCGGAUGACGAAGGCACCGAUAACACGACCACCACUAGCUUUCGACUUGUUUCCGGCAGCCAAGAUGGCAAGAUUCGCGUUUGGGAUUUGCACAAGAGGAGCUGCAUUGCCAAUCUCGAGUCUCACGUCUCCAACGUCCAGGGGCUUGCCUUCUCGCCCGAGCAGGAUACGAUUGUGAGCGCAGGCCGAGACAAGACGAUAAUUUGGUGGGACGUCAAGUCGUGGAAGAUUCGGAGAGUCGUUCCGUGCCUCGAGCUCAUCGAGACAGUCGGCUUCGUGGACGACGGUCGGUUGACAUUUUCCGCAGGAUCCUCUGGUUGCCUCCGCAUCUGGGACACGGAUACGGGAGUGGAACUCACGGCCAAGCAGUCAGAAAAGAGCGAGGAGGAAGCUAUCGUUUCUGGCUUUUAUCGAUCUGGGUUGCCAUUCAUUCCCCUCGUCCAGGUCGAUCACACGAUAUGCCUAUACGAACUGCCGGCGAAGGCAGGUGCAUCCUCUCUCGCCGAGCCGGAGCCCUUUCGCCGCAUCUCCGGAUCGCACGACGAGAUUAUUGAUUUGGGCUAUCUCUUGCCGGACAAGUCGAUGCUCGCCCUCGCCACCAACUCGGAGGAAAUCCGAUUGAUAUCCGUUGUCGAGUCGGAGGCUUCGAAGCCCGACGGUUGGUCAAAGACCGAAAAACCACACUUUGGGCAAGACGUGGCCUUGUUGCGAGGUCACGACGACAUUGUGAUAUCCUUGGACAUAGACUGGUCUGGGCACUGGAUCGCUACAGGUGCCAAAGACAACACGGCCAAGAUCUGGCGCAUUGACGCAGAGCAGGGCUCAUUCGUCUGCUGGGCCACCUUCUCGGGCCAUGCGGAGACUCUUGGUGCCGUGGCCCUUCCCCGAACGGUGCCGGCAGAUGGAUCCGCGGCUCGGACGGACCCUCUGAACCAUCCGCCCGCCUUCCUGCUGACGGGCUCUCAAGACCAAACGGUCAAGAAGUGGGAGAUUCCACGGACGUCGCAGCGGCAAGAGAAGAAGGCGGGAUCGCGAGCCGUCUUCACGCGCAAGGCGCACGAGAAAGAUAUCAAUGCGCUGAACGUCCACCACGCGGGUCAUCUUUUCGCCUCCGCGUCGCAAGACAAGACUGUCAAGAUCUGGUCGGUGGAGGAGGGUGAAGUCCAAGGCAUCCUUCGCGGCCACAAGCGAGGCGUGUGGUCUGUUCAGUUUUCUCCCGCGAAGCUGCCGGCGCUGCAGGGAGAGGAUGGGACCAUGACGGCCAAGGGCGUCAUCCUCACGGGCAGCGGCGACAAAAGCAUCAAGCUCUGGAACUUAUCCGACUACACAUGCAUCAGGACCUACGAAGGACAUUCCAACAGCGUGCUCAAGGUCGUUUGGCUCGGCCUGCCCGAGACGAAGGAGCAGUCGAAGAGGCCGAUCCUGUUCGCCAGCGCCGGCGGCGACGGCCUGGUGAAGGUCUGGGAUGCCAACUCGGGCGAGGCCGAGUGCACGCUGGACAACCACGAGGACCGCGUGUGGGCGCUGGCGGUGCAGACCGAGACGAACACGAUCGUCUCGGGAAGCGGCGACUCCACCGUGACCUUUUGGAAAGACACGACGGCCGAGACGCAGGCGGCCGCCUCGGAGGCUGCUCUCAAGGUGAUUGAGCAGGAACAGGAACUUCAGAAUCACAUAUUCGCCGGCUCGUACAGGGAGGCCAUCACGUUGGCGCUGCAGCUGAACCAUCCCGGGCGUCUUCUUCGCCUCUUCACGUCCGUCGUGACGACGAGCUCCCCCGAGCAAGGCAGCCUCUGCGGACUGAAGGCGGUGGACGACGUGUUGAGCACGCUGUCGGAUGAGCAGAUUUUCCUCUUGCUCCUUAGACUGCGAGAUUGGAACACGAACGCGCGGACGGCGCCGGUUGCGCAGCGGAUUUUGUCGGCGCUCAUCCGGAGCUAUCCUGCAUCCAAGUUCUCGAACCUCUCGGUGAAGGGUGCACGAGGCCAGCAGAGUCUCCAGGACGUACUGCAGGCUCUCCGGGUGUACACAGAGAGGCAUUACAAGCGGAUGGAGGAGCUCGUGGACGAGAGUUACCUGGUGGAAUAUACCCUGCAGGAGAUGGACAGCCUCGCACCGGUGGCCGGGCUCGACGACGUGGCCAUGCAGGAGGCGGAUGAGGAGGAGUCGGACGCGUAA